Molecule: messenger RNA, 7425 nt
Organism: Geodia barretti
Lineage: Eukaryota; Metazoa; Porifera; Demospongiae; Tetractinellida; Geodiidae
Source: the annotation of a GenBank genome assembly
GCAGGGUCUUCUUAUGCAAGUGGAGUCUCGCGACUGGCGUCUCGUUCCCGCAUGCUCCUCCGUCGACGGGGUGGUGGGCGUGGCCUCACGUCACGCUGGCCCCUCGUCCCGGCCUCCGAUGUCCCUGACUCACUCAUCAACCAAGCGAUGGCGGUUUUGCAGGGGAAAUCCCGUGAGGCUGUCAUACGAGAGCUCCAACGAACAAACCUGGAUGUCAACCAGGCAGUCAACAACCUCCUCAGUAGAGACGACGAUGAUGGAGGAGACGGAGAGGGGAGCGAGGGAGACCCUCUCAUUCCAGCUGCCUUCUUCCCCUCCGGAGAUGAGUUGCUGAGUCUACUGGGGUCGGUGGGUGCAGUGGGACCAGGAGAGGAAGACAUGGAGGAGGGGGCGGGGCCGGGCCGGCCGGUGAGAGAGAGCGGACCUCGGGGUGACGAGGGAAUGAGGGAGGAGAUUGCUGGGAGACUGUCGCGAGCCGUUCUCGAUGAGCUGGGUGGAGAACCUCUCGUUCUUCCCGGAGAAGCUGUAGGAGCCAGAGGAGAGGGAGGUAGUGGGGGGCGAGAGAGGAGGGAAGAGGGGAAGAAGAGGAAGGUGGGAGGUGGGGGGAAGUCGACCAAAAAGGACACACUCCCCACACCUGUCUUUUUUGAGGCGGAGUCGCCUCUCGUCCUGGGCGGAGCUGCCCCACCCUUCACUCACAUCACCAGUCUGCAUUCCGAACUGGUUGCUGUGGAUACAGAGGGAGCACUGUGGAGGUGGGCGUGGAAGAGUGCGAUUUUGGAGUCACACCCCCUCGUUAGCGAGCUUGGUCUGGUCGGGGAGAGUGUGAGACUGUUGUCAGGGAAACAGCUCCGCGUCUCCGUGGUGACUGACUCUGGAAAACUGGCGAGCUGGCUGGACUGGAGUGUGUCCCCGGUGGCUAAACUGGUGGAGCACUCUGCCUUCACUCCCAGUGAGCUGGCAGGAGACACUGUCGUUCAACUCGUCUCCUCCCACCUCUUCUCUGCCGUUCUCACCGCCUCCCAUAAGAUCUACUGGUGGGGACUCCUGCCGUUCCCGGAGAGGAAGCAAGCAGUGGUGGAUGUUCAAGAGAGACUCAGAGGUUCCGGAAGAUUCUCAGGCGGCAGCAGCGAGGGGGGUGAGGUGCAGCUGGACAGCCUCGUCUGCCUCAGGUCCAGCCCUAUAUACACUGCUGGGACUAAAGCCAUCUACUGCAGGGGACAUAGGCUCCAGUGUGGCAUCCUGCAAGAGAGCGUGUUUUCCUGUUCCAUGUCUGAAAAGUGCCGAUUUCGUGUUGUGACCGCCAGGGAUGAACCUGUCGAGACGGAGCCGUCCGAGGGGUCAAAAAGGACGGGCGAAGAAGGGGGAGCCCCGCCCACACCACAUUUGGGGGUGAAACGUCGUUACCAUGACGACGGGGCUGGAGGUCGCGAGGAACAGUGGUCGCUGCACGACGUAAUAUUCACGGACCGAGUCCAGAGUGUGAGAGUGGGGAGAGUGGUGAAGAUAGACGGGUUGUUUGCAGCUGUUCAUUUCCCUGGGAGGAGGGAGGGUGUGCGGAGGGAGGGAGGGGAGGGAGAGGAGAAGAUGGAAGAGGGAGAGGAGGGCGGAGUUCUCGGUAGAUGUCGACUUCUGAGGAAAGAUGAUCUAGUGCUGGCGACAGAGUCGCUGACUCGGAAGGUGCCCCACUAUCGCCAAGACAACCUGGCGAGGCUGCGAAGCCCCGUACCCUCAGACACGCCCCUCGUGGUGUGCUGUGGUAGUCAGGGAGUCCACGCUCUGUUCUCGUCUCGUCACCAACUGUUCCAUGUCAAUUUCUCCCUAUCAGGUCGAGUGACGCAGAGCUCUCCAUUCAGCCAACUCUCCUCUCACUACUUCCUUCAUCAGGCCACACCCACUCAGCUGUUACCAAUAGCAACCAAUCAGUGGUUGAUUAGGGACAAAUUGGGUGGGGUUCACCUCACUUCUGUGAAUGCAGCGUCCGCCAUGAAAGACCCACUGCCUUUGAAUCUUCCUCCAGUCACUGCCAUGGCAACUGGGCAGUGCAGCAGUCGCACUGGUGUUGUCGUGGUUGCCUGGCAACAGCAGCGUCUGAUCCCAGUUCUGUUACGUAAGGAUGUGUCUGGUCUCAAAACCAUUCUCUCCUCAACGUCGAAAGAUGAUAUGCAGUCACUCCUAUUAGAGCACACCUCUGGCGGAUGCAAUAUUCUCCACGUUCUCUCCCUCCUCGGACGACCCCCGACCCCAUCUCGUUCCUCCUCUGCCUUCACCUCGGGCGCAGUCGGGGAAAGAAGGCGUGGCAUGGCGGCGCGGACCACACCCCGCAGCGGAGUUCUCCGAGAGAUCAUGAAACAGGCCAUGGCUCUUGCUUCAAGCUCUGUCUCCUCUCAUAGCCUCGACUCAUCGGAAGCAGGUCCAUGGGGUAGCGAUGAAGGAGAGAGUGACUCUUCCUCCCCUCCUCCUCCACCCCUCUCCUCCUCCAUGUCCGCCCCCUCCGUGGUCUCCCUGUGUCUUGGACAGCUGGGGUUGGUCCUCACCGAACCCCCCUCCCCCCUCUCCUCACUCCUCACUGAGAGAAACGUAGAGGGAUACACACCCUUCAUGGCAGCUGUCUCCUACAAGGCGUACCAGGUGGCGAUGCAGCUGCUGGACCUUGCCCUCUCCAUCGCCGACGGAGAUCAGAACAAACUGAUGGCUGCUCUGUAUCCUAGCGACUGUCACCCUGACGACAACCCCAUCUUUGUGCUCUGUCGCAACGACAACUGUUCGUUCACCUGGACUGGAGAGAUGCACAUUCACCAGGACAUCUUUGUGUGUCGCAGCUGUGGACUGACGGAUUCCCUAUGUUGCUGCACGGAAUGUGCUUAUACCUGUCACCGUGGUCACGACUGUGUCUUCAAGAAGGCGAGUCCCACGGCCUACUGUGACUGCUGGGAGAGAUGCAACUGCCGGUGCCUCGCUCAGACCCCAGACUCCACCAGACUGGCUUUGCUCCAGAAACUCAUGAGCAACACCACCCUGGCUAACAAGUUUGAUGGGUCUCACCAGAGUCUGUUGGCAGCGCUACUGACGAUGGCGUCACAUCAGUCCAGGGCCCAGAGUCACUGGUCCAUGAUCCGGUCCUCAUCCCUCCAUUCCCGUUCCAGACACGAAGACAUGCCGGUUUACAAUCUCAGGCCUCCAAAGUUUGCCCCCAAAGCCCUCGCAGCUGUUGUGGAGGACUGGCAGUGUGUCAAGUCCGCUGUACUGUGUACCUCUGUGGGCGGAGCUUCAUCCAUUGACCACACCCACCACCUCGGCAGUGUCCCAGUCGACUCAAUGGUCUACUUGCUACUGGCAAAACAGGCUGGACAAGGGACCCUCAGCAGUAUUCUGUCAACGAUAGUGAAACAUAUCACAAGAGGAAGCCCGCAGGAGAGGGCGGAGGCAGUGGGCGUGGCCUCAUGUUUCCUGCGCUCCGUGGUUCGUGUGUGGAGUGUCUGUGAGUUGGAGAGCUCAAACAUUCCCUCCCCAGUUCCUUCCUCCCGCCCUCGACCAAGUGUGUCCAAAUCAGGUGUGGGUGAGCGAGCAUUCUUCAUUUUCUCAUCUCUGGCACUGCAUGCAGUCCCUGCUCUCCUGGAGACAGCUCUUCAAGUCAUCACCCCGGUAACGAGGGGUAUGGCCCGCCCAAUUGACCCUCUCUCCAUGACGGAUCGUCACAAGGUUGCCGAGGAGAUGUUCCGUUUGCCCCCUGUCUCUCUUCUGAGAGAACAACCAAUGGAACUGUCAGAGCAAGGGGGAGAGGGUGUGAGUGGUGAUGAAAGUGAGGCUGGUGACGGGGAGGAGAGUGUGGCUGGAGUGGGAGGUCAGGACGCCAGCUCUACGGCAACCAUUGGCUCCAAUCUUCUCUACCUCUCUGAUGAACAGGACUCAACUGACAACGAUGACGUGGAGUCAGAUGCCUCGCUACCCGCUGAACAUUACCAUGACGACGAGGACGUGGUUCUGGAGCCUCCGUCCCAGCGACUGCGGCUGCUUGGAAGACGAGGAGGGCACUGGGCCCUCCCCUCGGCCCCGCCCACUUCGACCACACCCUCUUCCUCCACAUCUCGGUUCUCGCGCUCUUCCAGAAGAGCUGGGCGAAGUGUUGGGACCUCUGCCUCUCUCCUUGCACAGACCUUCUCUCUCAUCAUUAGGCAGAUUGCUGUUGUCCUGGAGACAACCUUUGACAUCCGAGAGCUCCCCGUGCCUUCUUUCCAGCUCUCGGUAUCCCAUGGCGACUCAGAUAUGCUGACGUUGCAGGUGUGGGCCAGACUGGAGCCGGUGUUGGUGUGGCUUGCUACGAACAUGGACUCCGUGGAGGUACUAGUGAGAAGAGGAAACAACAUCUCAGAGCGGGCUCCAUUUAGAAACAUUCUCUCCUCAGGCCACGGGAGAGGAAAGGCAGGAGAGGGAGGGGCUGGCAGUGAUGCACUUGAGGGCAGAAGGGAGACCUUCUCCUAUCUCCUGACGAUACUGCGAGAGGCAGGGCCCGAGACCUCUGGCCUCAUUCCUGCUAUUGACGUGGCUGGAAUGGAGCACCUGGCAUGGACCUUGGACGCUCUUCACUACCUCCUAGAGACAACUAGACCGUCAUGUGAAGCCACACCCACCUCAAAGGAUGGAGUUGCUCGUACUUCUCUCUUCUUCCGGAGGUCAAGGUCCACCUCGUGUCUUGGAUCUCUCCCUGCCUCGCCCUUUGACCCUCUCCAUGAAGCCCUACCACUUGCCGAGAAGCCACACCUCCUUGACGCCUCGUACAACAAGCAGCACUUGUUUGGCUUUGACAAGUCAUCGGUUCUGGAGGUGUGGCCGUCAUGUGACCUCCAAGCCCCGCCAAUUCUCUCCCUCAUCUCGCAUCCCCUUCCCCGAGGUCAAGGCUCAACAGCUCCCAGGAAACAAACAGACCCCGCCCACCUGAGGGGUUGUCGUGUGGUAGGUGUCAAUAGUCAUGAACUGGCAGCCUCUGUGCUCCUCGGUCGCUGGGCAACCACUGUCGACCUGUUUGGACGAGUGUUUGGGGAGACGGUGGGAAGACUGCCGGACUCAUUCCUGGCCCAGGAGAGAGGGUUCAAAUCUCGGGAAAGAGAGUUCCGUAGAGACAUGGACACUCUACACAGCUCCACCCACAACGAGCUCUCCCUACAGGUGGAGCGGCCUCGGGACAAGCUUUUGCUAGGGGUACUGCAGCAGUUACAGGCAAUGUGUGAUAGUAGGCAUUCCUCCAGUCCCUCCACCAGCCUCCCCCCUCUCUGUGUCUACAGGUUCAAGGUGAGGGUCUGGUAAUGAUAUUCACGACCCAGUGAAGCCAGCCGUCUUGCCCUCAGGUGGUGUUUGAGAAGGAGCCGGGGGAAGGCUCUGGAGUCCUGCGCUCCCUCUUCACCGCCUUCGCUGAUGCAGUGCUGUCAGAGGAACCUCUCCCUCGACUGGAGACACUCGCACAGCCGCUGAAGAGCUUGAGCUACUCAGGUGCUGGGUUCAAAGGGAAAUCAUCCAGGGACAGGUCUAAAGGUCCUCGUUCCCUUCCUCAUCCUCUUCAGCCGUCUGUCAUCAAGCAGGCAGGGAAAGUAUCUGCCAGUCCACCAGAGGUGGAGCCUGCUCUCUUCUACCAGCCCGGGAAGGCGGGGUUUUACUCCCUGGUCCAGGCCACGCCCACUCCGGAGAGACUGCAGGCAUUCAGAGGAGUUGGUCGUAUGAUCGGACUUGGCCUUCUCCUCUCGGAGGUCUUCCCUGUUCCUCUCUGUCGCCAUGUCCUCAAGUUUAUCAUGAUGAGAGAGGUUGCGUGGCAUGACCUGGCUUUCUUUGACCCGGCAAUGUACGAGAGUCUGAGGAAGCUGAUAGUUGAAUCAGAGGGUGAUGGAGGCAGAGACAGACUUGCCAACAUGGGCCUCACCUUCCAGGUGUCUCUGAGUGGAGAGGAAGGAGGAGGAGAGCCAUGUGAACUGGUACCAGGAGGAGCCAGCCAGCCCGUAACCCCCGACAACGUCUACCAGUACGUCAAGUUGUAUGCAGAGCUGAGGAUGGUGGGAGUGUGCCAAGAAGCCUUAGUGGUAAGGGAAAUUACACCCACUCAAUGGAGGCCAUGCAAACAAGUGAUUUUAAAAUUUAAGCCACGAAAAAAAAAAUUUCAUGAUGCAUGUUGCAUUGCCUAUCAUAUCCGAUAUUGAAGUUGCAUAAUAUUAUGAGGCAGUUGUCGUGAGUAUCUGUCAUACACAGAGCCUGAGGAGCGGAGUGUAUGAUGUAAUCCCAGAGGGAGCCCUGGGACCUCUGUCCCCGGAGGACCUGCGACUGAUCCUGUGUGGCUGCCACAGCAUAGACACAGACAGACUCAGAGUUAUCACCGUCUUUGAGGACGAGAGCAAGAAAGAGGAAGAGGUGCUGGCAAAGUUCAAGGGCUGGUUCUGGUCGGUCGUGGAGAGGCUGAGUGUGAGAGAGAGACAAGAACUCCUCUAUUUCUGGACCAGUAGCCCAGCUCUACCGGCCAACACAGAGUCCUACCAGCCUUCCCCAAGUAUUACGAUCAGACCUCCGGAUGACGCCAGACUCCCGACCGCCAACACCUGUAUCUCUCGUCUCUACAUCCCUCUGUAUUCGAGUCGCUCCCUGCUCAGCACACGCCUCCUCACUGCACUCAAGACCAAGACCUUUGGAUUUGUUUAGCUGCACCCACGGGGUGUGCUCUAAUUGGACCUCUCACACAGGCAGCAGCAGACACAUUCAUUUAUCACUUCACGUGCUGCUUUGCUAAUGUAAUCAUUUUGUCGUGGAAGUUUCUAUGAAAUAAGGUACUCGCAAAGAUUUGAACUUUUGAUGGUAGUGUAUAUACCUCAGCACAUGAUUUAUAAAUAAAUUAUUGAUGAGGAGGGUAUUAUAAUAUUGGGUCCCAUUCAAGGGUCUGGUACUGCACCACACCUUUCUCUACUGAACAGAGGAGUAGCGCCUUCACAACCUUUGACCCUACUCGACACAGACUUGUCAGUGUUGCAAUAGGCUGUUUCCAUGGCAACACCAGAGCUAGGAAGCAGGAGUGAACGAGGGCGGGGUCUCCCUGGUAAACGAGGUAAUCUGCACCAUACUUGAGUCCCGAUGUUAGAGUGAAUCCAUUCUCCCACAAGUCUCCGAAGACAGCUGCUCGGGUUUCCUGUUCUCGUGUGAUGACAUCAUCAGGAGGUGUUUCCUGCUCCAAUUCCAGUACACCUUUCUCCAAGAGGUGAGAGAGCUCCUCAGGAGAGAGGUGGAGAGGCAGACCGAGCUGCCCACUCUGCCGAGGCUGCACUGGCAGUGCUCCCACCAGGCCACCCACCACUCGCCACUCCACUCGCAGUCUGUACACAUCCUCUGCUCUCCACACAAGAGCUCCACACACACCUCCCUGUGCAACAGCUUGUAUCUUCCCCUUAGACAUUA